ACGUCACGGAGGCAGAUAAAAGGGUUAAGCAGAAGAAGGCGCAGUCAGCUGAUGAUCGGAGACCUCAGAGAGAGAUCGGCGCGAGGACAGACCAUGCUGUGUGUGUUGGUGUGUGUGUUGUUUCUCUCGGCUCUCGUCCACAGCGGGCCAGCCGUCAGCAGAGCGUGGCGCUCCGAUGACCUGCAGCAGGAGCUGGACCCUGAAGUGGACAUGAACAUUACGGAGAUCAUCCGGAGGUGGGGUUACCCAGCAGAGGAGCACCAGGUACUGACGGAGGACGGGUACAUACUGGGCGUGAACAGGAUCCCGCGGGGACUGAAACCCUCCAAAGGUGUGAGGCCGGCGGUCUUCCUCCAGCACGGUCUCCUGGCUGCAGGCAGUAACUGGAUCACCAACCCGCCGACCUCCAGCCUGGGCUACGUGCUGGCGGACGCGGGCUACGACGUGUGGAUAGGAAACAGCCGCGGAAACACGUGGUCCAGGAAACACCGCACGCUGAGCCCGUACGAGGACGAGUUCUGGAGGUUCAGCCACGAUGAGCUGGCUCUGAAGGAUCUUCCAGCUGUGGUCGACCACAUCCUGAAGGUGACGGGCCAGGAGCAGAUCUUCUACAUUGGACACUCUCAGGGAACCACCAUAGCAUUCAUGGCGUUCUCCACGCUGCCAAAGCUCGCCAGCAAGAUCAGGCUGUUCUUCGGAUUGGCUCCUGUGGCCACUGUCGCCUUCACGGGCAGCCCCAUGACCAAACUGUCCUUCCUGCCCGACGCCGUCAUCUGGGACCUGUUUGGGAGGCGGGACUUCCUGCCCCAGAGCGCGAUGAUUAAAUGGUUGGCCGAACACGUGUGUGCGAAGCAUCUUCUCAGCGAACUGUGCGGGAACAUCUUCUUCGUCCUCUGCGGCUUCGACGAGAAAAACCUCAACAUGACUCGGACUCCGGUCUACACCACUCACUGCCCCGCUGGGACCUCAGUCCAGAACAUGAUCCACUGGGCCCAGGCCGUCCACACAGGAAGACUGAUGGCGUUUGACUUCGGAGCAGCAGGAAACAUGAAGCACUACAACCAGUCCACUCCCCCCGAGUACCGUGUCCAGGACAUGAAGGUUCCCACCGCUCUGUUUUCAGGGGGACAGGAUACGCUGGCGGACCCAAAAGAUGUGGCAGUCCUCCUCACUCAGGUCCCUAACCUGGUGUACCAUCAGCACAUUGAGCACUGGGAACAUCUGGAUUUCAUCUGGGGGCUGGAUGCUCCAGAGCAGAUGUUUCCUGCUGUGCUGAAGCUGCUGCAGGAAUACCGAUAGAGGGCGAGAGCAGCGGACGCUGCCCGCCGCAGCGCGGACGCCGCCCGCCGCAGCGCGGACGCCGCCCGCCGCAGCGCGGACGCCGCCCGCCGCAGCGUGGUUUAUGGUUUUAUGGAGACUGAGUUUUGACACUUCUUCCUGCAGCAGGCUGUUUCUGUCCCGCCCUCCCUGCCUGGACCUGUCAUAUCACCUGCAGCUUUAAAGGCAAUCGAAGCACGCUGCUGCAUGUUUAAAUGAACAGUCACUCUGAAGCGUUUUCAUGGACCGCGUUCUCCUGCAGUUUGACUCACUUCACACCUGGCGGGUGUUCUGCCGGGAACCAACGAGAGAGCAGCGUUGUCACGCCUCAGGUAACUAUUUGGUAUCACAAUCUAACGAUCAGCGUGUGAACAGGUCGCACGGCGAGCCCCGGGGCGCUCUGCUCAGAAGCAGCACGUCGGGUUGAAUCUGUAGGAGCAGAGCUGCGUGUUUGUCAGUGUGGCUGCUUUUUACUACUUCCUGUUUUUAGCACCGAGACACUCGUCCUGAGGACAAACUGUGAAAAUGUGGAUGUGAGAAUAAGAAGUGAAUCUGCAGUUUCAGUCACCUGUGAGCGUUUUUUAACUUGCUGUGAAACCAUUUUUACUCAUUAUGAUGAUGUUUCCUAAAUAAAACCAUUUUACA
Messenger RNA from Pelmatolapia mariae (spotted tilapia), 1962 nucleotides. It is a transcript of the gene lipf, whose product is annotated as lipase, gastric. NCBI's taxonomy places the organism in Eukaryota, Metazoa, Chordata, Actinopteri, Cichliformes, Cichlidae. The record is from RefSeq and is a predicted model, not a curated record. Gene Ontology annotation, molecular function: hydrolase activity, acting on ester bonds. The transcript has 11 exons. Bases 52 to 1299 code for a protein of 415 amino acids.